GUAUCAGUAAAAUCCAGAAAAGCCACCAUUUUGUUACAUCGCCGGUGGCCGGAAUCAAUGGCGUCUCCGGCGAUUCAGAGAUCAACCCAUUUAUCAUCUACACCCACAUCUUCUUCAUCUCCCCUUCAACGUCUCUCAACUUUCAAAGACAGAUCCAUCAAUCCCACCCCUACUGCUACCGUUACUCCUAUUCCAACCUCCGGCCUUACCCCAUUCACACCUACCUCUUCCCCUCUCGAUUCCUUCACUUCCGAUCCCAUUUUCUCAUCCUUCCUAUCCUCCGACUUUGAUUCCACGCGUUUCUCCUCCGCCGCACUUUCCUCCGGUUCUACCGCUUCACGUAUCGAGAAGCUUCAAGAAGGUCUCCGUCUCCUUGACCAUCAGCUUCGUCAUGAAGUGCUUACACGUCAUCAUGAUUUGCUCAAUCAGCUUACUUCCUUACGUGCUGCUGAGUCUGCACUUUCGACUCUUCGUUCGUCGGUUUCGUCUCUUCAGUCAUCGCUCCGUCGGGUCCGUUCUGAACUCUCUGAUCCUCAUCAAGUAAUUGAAGCGAAGACACUUCAGCUUUCGAAUCUUCAUUCAGCUACUGAGCUUCUUCAGUCGACAAUUAGGACUAUUCGGUUGUCUAAAAAGCUCAGGGAUCUCAUGGAUUCGACUCAAGACCCGGAGAAAUUGGAUCUUUCGAAAGCUGCUCAGCUACAUUUUGAGAUACUAUCGCUUUAUAAUGAGUACCAUUUAGCCGGGAUUGACGUGGUUGAUUUGGAACUCAAAUGGGUUCUUGAAAUUGGGCAAAAAUUACGGGCUGAAGGGAUGAAGGUUUUGGAAAAAGGACUUGAAGGUUUGAAUCAAGCUGAAGUUGGGGCUGGGCUUCAGGUGUUUUAUAAUAUGGGGGAGUUGAGGGGAACUGUGGAUGGGUUAGUUAGUAAGUAUAAGGCAAUGGGAGUGAAGAGUAUAACGACGGCUUUGGAUAUGAAAUCUAUAUCUGUUGGUGGCGGAUUUGGGCCGGGAGGGGUGCAGAGAAGUGGGACACCACAGUUUGGGGGAAGUGCAAAGGCGAAGGAUGCAUUGUGGCAAAGGAUGAGUGGUUGUAUGGACCAGUUGCAUUCCAUUGUGGUUGCUGUUUGGCAUUUGCAGAGGGUUUUAUCGAAGAAAAGAGACCCCUUUACACAUGUCUUGCUGCUUGAUGAGGUCAUGCAGGAAGGUGAUCCAAUAUUGACAGAUCGUGUUUGGGAGGCACUGGGUAAAUCUUUUGCGAACCAAAUGAAGUCCACUUUCAGCACAUCAAGUUUUGUUAAGGAGAUAUUCACUCUUGGAUAUCCAAAACUCUUCUCUAUGUUAGAAAACCUGCUUGAAAGAAUUUCACGUGAUACAGAUGUCAAAGGAGUUCCACCAGCUCUCAGUUCAGAAGCAAAGGACCAAAUGUUAUCUUCCAUUGAAAUAUUCCAGACUGCUUUCCUAACCCUCUGUCUGAGCCGUCUUUCAGAACUUGUUAAUACUGUAUUUCCAGUGUCCAGUCGUGGAACUGUUCCUUCAAAAGAUCACAUAGCAAGGAUUAUAUCACGAAUUCAAGAAGAAAUAGAAGCCGUCCAGAUGGAUGCUCGGUUAACUCUUCUUGUCUUGCGUGAGAUCAACAAAGUUCUGCUCCUGCUUUCAGAAAGAACAGAAUACCAGAUAUCUGCAGGGCCUGAGGCACGACAGAUAACAGGUCCUGCAACUCCAGCACAGGUGAAGAACUUUGCGUUAUGUCAGCAUCUGCAAGAAAUUCAUACCCGCAUAUCAUCUAUGGUGGCAGGAUUACCAGCUAUUGCAACCGAUAUUCUGUCUCCCGCACUGGGAUCUAUCUAUGGGGUUGCAGGUGAUUCAGUGACACCACUAUUCCAAUCAAUGCUUGAUCGACUAGAGUCAUGCAUCUUGCAAAUUCAUGAUCAAAAUUUUGGUAGUCUCGGUAUGGAUGCUGCUAUGGACAAUAAUGCAUCACCUUAUAUGGAAGAGUUGCAGAAGAGUAUUCUCCAUUUCCGUAGUGAAUUCCUGUCCAGGCUGUUGCCUUCUUCGUCAAAUAGCUUGACUACAGGUUCAGAAACUAUUUGUACUACCCUUGUGAGGAGCAUGGCGUCUAGAGUUCUGAUAUUUUUCAUCAGGCAUGCUUCACUCGUUAGACCUCUCUCAGAAUCAGGCAAGUUAAGAUUAGCCAGGGACAUGGCUGAGCUGGAAUUGGCAGUUGGCCAAAACUUGUUUCCAGUUGAACAACUCGGUGCCCCAUAUCGAGCACUUAGAGCAUUUCGUCCUGUUAUAUUCCUGGAAACAUCUCAACUUGCUUCAUCCCCACUUCGUCAAGAUCUACCACCAAGUGUCAUACUGCACCAUCUUUACUCACGCGGUCCUGAAGAGCUUCAAUCACCCUUGCAAAGGAAUAGACUUACUCCAAUGCAGUAUUCACUAUGGAUGGAUUCACAAGGCGAGGACCAGAUCUGGAAAGGCAUUAAAGCUACACUAGACGAUUAUGCUGCUAAGGUACGUUCAAGAGGAGACAAAGAAUUUAGUCCUGUCUAUCCUUUAAUGAUAGAAAUUGGUUCCUCUUUAUCCGGGAAUCGUUAGAGGAACUUUGAGAAAAAUGCACAGCUCCAAUCAUCUUUUCUUGGUAUACGCCAUUCGUUGCGAUUUUUGUUUGAAUAAUGUUGUUAUAGAUUAUGAACGCACAGAAGACCAUAUAUUAUGUUUCAUUUCCCUUAGCCAUGAUUUUUAUUAUUAUUUUUUUCCUUUCACAUUUGUAGUAUUGCCCUGAUAGUGCACAGAUUCAAAGAGAUGGAUUAUAGUAGUCAAUGCCUCAUUUUGUUCAAAACAUGAAGAACGUUAUAUUGAAUUUUUUG
Solanum verrucosum is the source of this 2867-nucleotide messenger RNA. RefSeq names its product conserved oligomeric Golgi complex subunit 5. Lineage: Eukaryota; Viridiplantae; Streptophyta; Magnoliopsida; Solanales; Solanaceae. The coding region runs from base 58 to 2595 and encodes 845 amino acids. Gene Ontology annotation, biological process: intra-Golgi vesicle-mediated transport. The transcript has 3 exons. The record is from RefSeq and is a predicted model, not a curated record. Gene Ontology annotation, cellular component: COG complex.